CAAACCCCGCUCUUCUCGAGGCGCUAAUGACGCCCGCCAGUAGAAUUCAAAUAGUGAACACCUCUGAUCCAGUGAACAGGAUGCAUACCGUGAUACACCCCACAGUGAUAUCCAAUGACGCGCUUAUUAUCUCUUUGCGUCUUCCUCUACCUUGUUGAAGUCAUUCAAGCUGCACCUACAACAAAUACAACAACUACUACUACUACUAGCGACAGUGUCAAAGACCCGUCAUUCACGACCAGAACCAUAUGGUCUAUCAUUUCCAGCUCCGUUCUCACUCUUUUUGCAUGCAUAUACAGUGCCAUCCAUCCUAAUAUUCCGAAUCCUAAAGAUAGUCCUAGUCGUAUCCUACUGCGGCGACUUAGCAUGAUGGUCAUGGCACUAAUCGCUCCUGAACUGAUUGUCACAUGGGCUAUGCGUCAAUGGUUCAGUUCUCGCCUUAUUACAAGAGAGUUCAAUGAUGCGGGGUAUCCCAACGUUUGUCCGGAGUCCGAGUCUCCCAAAAUGAAUUUUGUUGAAGUACCUGCGACAGGAAAUCGACAUUGGUUCCUUCAACUUCUCGCAGCACUUGUUAGAGGUGUACCAUCUUUGCCGGUGUUUCUUUUGCGUUGCCCUGGCUCUUUUGCGAGGUCCGUCAAAAAGUUCGUCAAGGCAUAUUUCUCAGAACAAUCUGAAGAUCCAACGUGGACUCAGACGCACAGCUUCUUUAUGCUGAUGGGUGGUUUCAUGCUUUAUGUGGAUGGGAAACCCUACUGUACACUACGGCAUGGUGACAUUCUCAAACUGAUACGUAAGAAGUGUAUCGACGUCCCUACCCUAACGGCAAACCAGAUCCAUGACAAGAGCAAAGGCGAUGGGAUAUCGAAAGGAUUGAUCAUCCUUCAAGCGGCCUGGUUUGUUAUGGAACUCAUCACUCGCACCAUCUAUCGCCUCGAAACCACCCAGCUUGAAGUGGGAACACUCGCUUUUGCAGUUCUCAAUUUCCUCACUUAUGCUGUGUGGUGGGACAAGCCUCUCAAUGUGCAAUGUACACAUCCAGUGUACUGGAAGUUGACCGAGUCAAGGCCAGAGGAUCACAUUGAUCAUUUCCGCGACAGAGAUGAGCCAGAUAAGCCAGAUGAGCAGUAUCAUUCUUACUAUCAUAAGCUCGCUGUCGCUGUCCUUUAUUUCAUGGUUCUAGUCUUGCGCUCAAUCAAGGAGCUGCUAGGUUUUCGGUCAAUCCCCACAUCUCGAAGGUUCUAUGUUCCAACAUUUGAUGGUAGCGUUAAUCUCGAGGAUGCGGACAAAAAAGUUCUUCUGCUUGCUGGAUUGCUAAUGGCAUCCAUAUUUGGCGGCGUCCAUUGCAUGGCUUGGUUUUUUGCCUUCACCACAUACCGGGAACAGGUGCUAUGGCGCAUGAGUGCUGUCGCUAUAACUUUCAUACCUUGGUAUUUUUAUUGUGUGAAGUUCUUAAUACCCGCUUCAGUAAAGCAUUACGUCCAGUCGGCGUACAGUCCACUGCUAGAACAUUUCUCCUUCUUCACUUUAGUACGGGCCGUCUUGGCCUUUGCAUAUAAUUUGAUUUUUUCGGGAUGUUUUUGGUUGUACAUCGGGACUCGUGUCAUUCUCUUGGUACUUAUGUUCACCACUUUACGCAAUCUUCCCCCUGACGCAUACAAAGCGGUGUCGUGGACUAGUUUGGUGCCGCACUUAUAGUUUCUGAUGACAGUACUGGUGAUACACUUCAUACUUUUGUAAUGAUGAUGCAGGUACGGUACACCUAACCUUGCUACUCAGUUCGGGCGCAUGUUUUGGGCCAAAAGAUCCGGAGGGUCUUUUCACAAAAAACUUUCACUGACCUCUGGUUGCACUGGUCACGAGUGCACGCUGCCUUAGUUCUCGUUUGACACUU
Messenger RNA from Suillus bovinus, 1891 nucleotides. RefSeq lists its product as uncharacterized. NCBI's taxonomy places the organism in Eukaryota, Fungi, Basidiomycota, Agaricomycetes, Boletales, Suillaceae. The transcript has 5 exons. The record is from RefSeq and is a predicted model, not a curated record. Bases 115 to 1695 code for a protein of 526 amino acids.